Molecule: messenger RNA, 5090 nt
Organism: Oncorhynchus masou masou (cherry salmon)
Lineage: Eukaryota; Metazoa; Chordata; Actinopteri; Salmoniformes; Salmonidae
Product: NLR family CARD domain-containing protein 3-like
Biological process (GO): intracellular signal transduction
Molecular function (GO): protein binding
Source: RefSeq, a predicted model, not a curated record
UCUUUUUUUUGUUCGUUCUAAAUGAUCCAUUGCCAAACUGGGUGGUAACGUUCUUAUCCCUCUCUAGCUAGACAACUACAGAUAACUUACAGUCACGUCAAAGAGUGCAGCCAGAAAAGCAGCAAAGUAGCUGCAUUUCCAUUUGUUUUAGCUGUUUUCUAAUGACAUUUAUUUGGAUAAAUCCAUGACAAUGAGCUAAUGAUGCACAAUUUCACCUGGAAUAGAACAUGUGCUCUCUCGUCAGGAUUUUUGUUUUAGAUUCCAUCUCUCACAGUUGAAGUGUACCUAUGAUAAAAAUGACAGACCUCUACAUGCUUUGGAAGUAGGAAGUAGGAAAACCUGCAAAAUCGGCAGUGUAUCAAAUACUUGUUCUCCCCACUGUAUGUUUUAUUAUUUAGAAAAGUAUCGUGUUUUGGAAUGAAACUCUUCUUAUGUUUCCCCAUCUGAGCUCAGAGUAGAUGAGAGACAUAAUAUUUGUCUCUGUUGUGUUGAAGCCCAAUCAAGCAGGAGAGACCAGCCUCCCCUGUGCCCAGCGGUCUGUCCAUGAAGAGUGACCGGUCUAUGGGUACACCUAUACGGUUUAGAGAGGGAGACUUUUCUACUGAACAAAGAAACCAACAGGAGAGAUCAGAGUCAGAGAUUCUCAGUGGUCAGUCUUCCCAGAGUCAGCAAACAGACCUGAAACAACACCGAGUGACCUCAUCAAAUGAACUUGCUGUGAUUUGCCAACGUGAACUCAAAUCUAAUCUGAAGAAGAAGUUUCGAUGUGUAUUUGAGGGGAUCGCUAUACAAGGAAACCCAACACUUCUCAAUAAGAUCUACACAGAGCUCUACAUCACAGAGGGUGGAACAGGAGAGGUCAAUAAUGAACAUGAGCUGAGACAGAUUGAGACAACAACCAGGAAACAAGCAAGACCAGAGACUGCAAUCAAAUGUAAUGACAUCUUCAAGCCCUUAACUGGACAAGACAAACUUAUCAGAACUGUGCUGACAAAGGGAGUCGCUGGCAUUGGAAAAACAGUCUCUGUGCAGAAGUUCAUUCUGGACUGGGCUGAAGGAAAAGCAAAUCAGGAUGUCCAAUUUGUAUUUUCAUUCCCUUUUCGGGAGCUGAAUUUGAUGAAAGAGAAAAAACACACUUUGAUUGAACUUCUCAAUCACUUCUCAAUGGAAACCAAAGAAUCAAGAAUCUCCAACUACGACAAGUACAAAGUUCUGUUCAUCUUUGAUGGUCUGGAUGAGUGCCGACUGCCCCUAGACUUCCAGAACAACAAAAUCUGUUGUGACGUCACAGAGUCAACCUCAGUGGAUGUUCUGCUGACAAAUCUCAUCAAGGGAAAUCUGCUUCCCUCUGCUCUCCUCUGGAUAACUACCCGACCUGCAGCAGCCAAUCAGAUCCCUUCAGGUUGUGUUGACCAGGUGACAGAGGUACGAGGGUUCAAUGACCCACAGAAGGAGGAGUACUUCAGGAAGAGGUUCAGUGAUGAGGCCCUGGCCAGCAGAAUCAUCUCACACAUAAAGACAUCAAGGAGCCUCCACAUCAUGUGCCACAUUCCAGUCUUCUGUUGGAUUUCUGCAACAGUCCUUGAAGACAUGCUGAAACAUAAGAGAGAAGAGAUGCCCAAGACUCUGACUGAGAUGUACACACACCUUGUGGUGUUUCAUACCAAACAGAAGAAUGAAAAGUAUCUUGGGAAAGAAGAGACAGGUCCAGACUGGAAUAAAGAGAGCAUUCUGUCACUGGGAAAACUGGCUUUUCAACAGCUUGUGAACGGCAAUCUGAUUUUCUAUGAAGAAGACCUGAAAGAGGCUGGAAUUGAUGUCAAUGAAGCCUCAGUGUACUCAGGAUUGUGCACACAGAUCUUUAAAGAGGAAUGUGGGCUGUACCAGGACAAGGUGUACUGCUUCGUGCAUCUGAGCAUUCAGGAGUUUCUGGCUGCUGUAUAUGUGUUCCUCUCAUUCAUCAACAACAAUGAAAAUCUAAUGGCCGAACCUCAAACAACGUCCAGUAACGAUUUUCUACUGAAGACAGAAGUUACUGUCUACAAGAGUGCUGUGGAUGAAGCCUUACAAAGUGAGACAGGAAACCUGGACCUUUUCCUCCGCUUCCUUCUGGGCCUCUCACUGGAGUCCAAUCAGAAGUACUUACGAGGUCUGCUGACAAAGACAAGAAGCAGCUCACGGAGCCAUGAAGAAACAGUCAAGUACAUCAAGGAGAAGAUCAGGGAGAAUCCCUCUCCAGAGAGGUGCAUCAAUCUGUUCCACUGUCUGAAUGAACUGAAUGACCAUUCUCUAGUGGAGGAGAUCCAAAGCUACCUGAGAUCAGGAAGUGUCUCCAGUGAUGAACUCUCACCUGCACAGUGGUCAGCUCUGGUCUUUGUGUUGCUGACUUCAGAAAAGGAGCUGGAUGUGUUUGACCUGAAGAAAUACUCCAGAUCAGAGGAAGGUCUUCUGAGGCUGCUGCCAGUGGUCAAAGCCUCCAGAGUUUCUCUGCUGUCAGGCUGUGGAGUCACAGAGGAAGGCUGUGCUUCUCUGGUCUCAGCUCUGGAGUCAAAUCCCUCACACCCAAGAGAGCUGGAUCUGAGUAACAAUGACCUGAAGGAUUCAGGAGUGAAGCUGCUCUCUGCUGGACUGGGGAAUCCCCACUGUAAACUGGAGACUCUGAGGCUGUCAGGCUGUCUAGUCACAGAGGAAGGCUGUGCUUCUCUGGUCUCAGCUCUGAAGUCAAACCCCUCACACCUGAGAGAGCUGGACCUGAGUAACAAUGACCUGAAGGAUUCAGGAGUGAAGCUGCUCUCUGCUGGACUGGGGAAUCCCCACUGUAAACUGGAGACUCUGAGGCUGUCAGGCUGUCUAGUCACAGAGGAAGGCUGUGCUUCUCUGGUCUCAGCUCUGAGGUCAAACCCCUCACACCUGAGAGAGCUGGAUCUGAGCUACAAUCACCCAGGAGACUCAGGAGUCAGACUGCUCUCUGCUGGACUGGAGGAUCCACACUGCAGACUGGAGAAACUCAAUGUGGAACAUGGUGGAGAGUACGCAAUGAAACCUGGCCUUAGAAAAUAUGCAUGUGAUCUCACACUGGACCCAAACACAGUAAACAGACUCCUCUCUCUGUCUGAGGAGAACAGAAAGGUGACACGUGGGAGAGAGGAUCAGCCAUAUCCUAAUCACCCCGAGAGAUUUGGCUACAGGAAGCAGGUGCUGUGUAGAGAGGGUCUGACUGGGCGCUGUUACUGGGAGGUAGAGUGGAGUGGGAGAAGGGCUGUUAUAGGAGUGACAUAUAAAGGAAUCAGCAGGAGAGGAGAGGGUGAGGACAGUCUGAUUGGAUGGAAUGACAAGUCCUGGAGUCUGGUCUGCUCUGACAACCUUUACACUGCCUGGCACAAUACUAAUUCCACUACCAUGCCGUCCCCCCCCUCCAGCUCCCACAGAGUAGGAGUGUAUCUGGACUGGCCAGCCGGCACUCUGUCCUUCUACAGAGUCUCCUCUGACACACUGACCCACCUGUACACAUAUCAAACCACAUUCACUGAGCCCCUCUAUCCAGGGUUUCUGGUUUAUGACUCCUCAGUGUCCCUGUGUCAGGUGGUCCCUGUGUCAAACACAACAUGAUGUUUCCGUCUAAUCCUGGUCAUGUUCAGUAAGACACACUGGAGCAACAAUGUAGAAUAGCUCUCUAGUGUGUAAACAUGUGAUUGUAAAUAUUCAUGAAUAAACACCAUUGACGUUGUGAAACACAACUUGGACCUGCUGACGUCUGAGCGCGACAUAUGUUUGUUGUUGGAAGCUGAAAGCUGAACGAGAGGUCUAUUGUUUUUGUAAAGCUGACCGUGUUUUUAUAUUAUUUUAUGAUCCUGCAGCACUGUUGGGCUUAGCUUCUGUUAGUGCUGCUGUCUGUCCCGGGAUCCUGCAGCACUGUUGGGCUUAGCUUCUGUUAGUGCUGCUGUCUGUCCCAGGAUCCUGCAGCACUGUUGGGCUUAGCUUCUGUUAGUGCUGCUGUCUGUCCCGGGAUCCUGCAGCACUGUUGGGCUUAGCUUCUGUUAGUGCUGCUGUCUGACCCGGGAUCCUGCAGCACUGUUGGGCUUAGCUUCUGUUAGUGCUGCUGUCUGUCCCGGGAUCCUGCAGCACUGUUGGGCUUAGCUUCUGUUAGUGCUGCUGUCUGUCCCGGGAUCCUGCAGCACUGUUGGGCUUAGCUUCUGUUAGUGCUGCUGUCUGUCCCGGGUAUUGCAAUGUUUUUAAAAUUGUAUAAACUGCCUUAAUUUUGCUGGACCCCAGGAAGUAGAGAUGCUGCCUUGGCAGCUAAUGGGGAUCCACAAUAAAUAUAAACACAAAAUAAAAAUACAACAUGGCGUUUCCCUUUAAUCAUGGUUCAGUAUGACAUCAUGGUUCAGUAUGACAUCAUGGUUCAGUAUGACAUCAUGGUUCAGUAUGACAUCAUGGUUCAGUAUGACAUCAUGGUUCAGUAUGUCAUCAUGGUUCAGUACGACAUCAUGGUUCAGUAAGACAUCAUGGUUCAGUAUGACAUCAUGGUUCAGUAUGACAUCAUGGUUCAGUAUGACAUCAUGGUUCAGUAUGUCAUCAUGGUUCAGUACGACAUCAUGGUUCAGUAUGACAUCAUAGUUCAGUAAGACAUCAUGGUUCAGUACGACAUCAUGGUUCAGUACGACAUCAUGGUUCAGUAAGACAUCAUGGUUCAGUACGACAUCAUGGUUCAGUACGACAUCAUGGUUCAGUACGACAUCAUGGUUCAGUACGACAUCAUGGUUCAGUACAACACUCUUAGAAUAGCUCUCUAGUGUGUAAACAUAUGAUUGUAAAUAUUCAUGAAUAAACACCAUUGAAGUUGACAGACAUUGUCAACUAGAGUCUAAUAUAAUUAAUCACCACACUGUGUUGUAAAACUGUUUUCAUUUAGAAAUCAUUGAUCUUGUUGUUAUUGGGCUUCUUGAUGUUUGUACAUAUUGUUGUCUGUAGAAUGUUUGUUGCAUCAAGAAUUUAACAAAUAAUCUUGUUUGUGUUUAAACUCAAUUCCACUGAAUGAAAUGUACAUGUGACAAAUGUGACUAAUAAAGUUAAUCAACCAGAUGAAAGAA